UCCCGUGCCUGGUACCUGUGUCGGAGCUGGGUGGGAAGGGCUCGGUAAAUCACGUGACCUGGAGAAAAGUCAUAUGAUCUGGAAAUCAUGUGACAAUUGUUGUUGAACAUGGCGAGGGUGACGACAAGCGCUUUUGUUUUUCUGCUGUGCGUUGCAGGAUGUCUUGCAGUGGACAGCCUCAGAUUCUUAGUUAUAGGGGACAUGGGAGGGCUACCAACCUGGCCCUACACAACUUUUGUAGAGGUUGGAACUGCUGAAGAGAUGGGGAAGAUUGCUGACCUUUAUUCACCCCAGUUUGUCCUUGAACUUGGUGACAAUUUUUACUAUGAUGGAGUGAAAAAUGUACAAGACAAACGUUUUGAGGUGACUUUUGAAAAUGUUUACAAAGCAGACUCGCUGAAAAAGAUUCCAUGGUAUCUGGUGGCUGGCAACCAUGACCACAAUGGAAAUGUCAGUGCACAAAUUGCUUAUUCAAAAGUCUCACAGCGUUGGAACUUUCCAGAUUAUUACUACCCACUGAGCUUUGCAAUUCCCAAUACUAACACCAGCUUGGACAUUGUCAUGAUGGACACAGUGCUGUUGUGUGGAAAUUCAGGCUAUGACAGCGCACACACUCAACCAACUGGCCCUGAGGACAAAAUCAAAGCAGAUGAGCAAUGGGAAUUCAUUCAGAAAUCUUUGCAAGGAAGCAAGGCCAUGUACCUGUUUACUGCUGGCCACUUUCCAGUGUACUCUGUUGCUGAGCAUGGACCCACAGAUUGCCUGGUCAGUCAGCUCCUGCCACUAUUGUACAAGACACAUGCCAGUGGACAUAUGUGUGGUCACGACCAUAAUUUACAGCAUUUGCAGACAGCUGAGGCUGGAAUCACUCUGGAUUUCAUCUUGUCAGGAUCUGCAAAUUUCAUUGACGAGAGCAUGGCACAUGAAACUGCAGUGCCUCCAGGCUCCUUGAAGUUUCACUGGGCAGACAUAACUAAACUAGGAGGGUUUGUGUAUGCUGAGGCAACAUCAAAGAACAUGACCAUCACCUACAUGGAAGCCAAUGGGAAAAUAUUAUACAAAACUACAGUAUUUCCUCGCAAAGUAUAACAUAUUUUGGUUUUUGGGUUUUAUGCCUCCUGUAUAUUUUUACAAUUAUUUUUAGGUGGGAAAUUAUGCAGUCCUUUUGGUGGAAGACAAUGGGGGUGUAGUGGGUUGUAUAAUGCUGAAAUGAACAAAAUUUUGAGAAGGGGAGGCCAUUAAGCUAAAUUUAAUAAAAUAGUACCUUAGGUUAAAUGAUGCAGGAUUUCCCAUCCGUUAAAUGCAUGAGGGUUUUCAGAUCCUAACAUGAAAUUGUGAGGCAUUUUAGCACCUCCUCACCUUCCUCUCCCUGCUAAAAAUAUUACAGGUCUGAUCUACUCAUAGUAGCAGUAAACAAAAUGUACAGCAUCAUACAUUUGUCAAUAUUUAUGACUUUUCUUCCUAAUGCAUAUAAAGCAUGUUAUGGUGCUCGUGAUCUCCAAGACAAAAAACUGUGGAACACAUCCUCAGGAAUGCCCCUGCUGAAAUUUAUUUAGAAACACAGCAUGGCCAUCUUCACUCGACACCAAACCUUAUGGCAGCAGACAGGACCUGUCAUCUAUACAAUUAUUUGUUUUAUAGGCUGGAUCAAUAUUGAGACAGAAAAGAAGGAAAAGUGAAUGAGAAGAUGUCAAGUUUAUUACAGUAAGUCCUACACAGAGACAAGAACUUUUUUUGUUUUCAGAACCCCUUAGCAGUUUUUAUUGACAUGAUUUAUUCAUGCUUGUACAUGAUGGGAAACCCUGUAAUAGAUCAGUGUAGAUGCAGUCACUACAUCUCAGUACCCUUAUCCAUUUCAAGCCUUCUCUUCUUGACUGUCUUUUGACUUGCAGCUGAGAUUUGUAGUUGUGGUAUCAGUGGUAAUAGUGGUGGUGGUAGCAGCAGUAUAUAGUUGUCCAUUUUUGGCUCCAUAUGAUGGUCACAGAAGUUGCAUCAACACAGUGGCAGUGAAGAAAAUGCGGCAGGAUUGUUGACAAUAGUUCAGAGGAUCUUGGGUUCAAUCUUUGUGCUUCUAAACAUGGACUUUAAGGACAAUGUUUCCUCCCUCCUAUGGACAAAUCAGCCACCAAAAUUACAGAAUCAAAACGGAGAAUCUUGAAGAAAAAACCAUGAAGAUUUCCGGUGUGCACUUUAGUCGUGUUUCUGAGAAUGUGAUGCAAAAGUCUGCAGUCUGAGGUGUAAAGUUUUGUACAUGUAACAAAGCUGGUUUGGUUUUUUUUUUUUUUUUUUUUUUUUUGAAGGAUCAGCUUUUCUCUGGCCUUAAUGAUAAUAGGUCUACUUCUUAGUAUGUUUUCUCUUUUUCUCUGCAAUGUACCAUGUCCUGUCUGAGAAUGUCUCAUGUACUAUGCAAAAGUCUGUAAUCUUGGGGGCAGGUAUGUAUUGCGUAUGUAAUGAUACUCAGUUGUUUUGGUUUUUUUUAGUAUCAGUUUUUCUUGGGCUUUACAAUAGAUAUACAAUUUAUAAUAGAUGGUAUGAUUGGGAGUUUUUUGUUUCUUUGAAACUGCUCUUCUGAUUUGGUAUUUUUGCCAAUCAGUUUGUUUACCCAGUAUAAAUCUGUGCAAAGUGACAACAGUGAUUAAAUACUAAAUGGUUUAA
Messenger RNA from Pomacea canaliculata, 2655 nucleotides. Its product is annotated as tartrate-resistant acid phosphatase type 5-like. Bases 109 to 1089 code for a protein of 326 amino acids. The transcript has 6 exons. NCBI's taxonomy places the organism in Eukaryota, Metazoa, Mollusca, Gastropoda, Architaenioglossa, Ampullariidae. The record is from RefSeq and is a predicted model, not a curated record. Gene Ontology annotation, biological process: bone resorption. Gene Ontology annotation, molecular function: acid phosphatase activity; ferric iron binding; ferrous iron binding.